CCUCCUGCCUGUGCCAUUUCCUCAUGAACCAUGCCGCCCCGUCCUCGACCUUUUUUUACCACACCUCCGGGUCCUUGGCGCUCUCUUUCCAUUUACCCCCUUCCUUUUCGUCUCCCAUGUUGAAGGCCACGAGGUCCUCUCCUAGACGAGACACCCAGUCGCUCUCCUGCCCGCCCCGGUAUCCCACGCCCCCCGCCAUCGCUCCUAACAGCAUGCGCUUGGGGAGGCGGCUGUCCUCCAUGCGCAUAACAAAGCCCGCGCAACACAGACUCCGUUUGCGCACGGUGACCUCGAUGGUUUCUUCGCAGCCUGCCCGGCCUGGGCAUAGGACAGUGGGCGCUUGCCGCUCGGAGGAGAAGGCCCGAAAGGCCAUCGAGAACAUCACGUUCGAGCUCGAGGCUGCCGCUAAGGCCAUCCGCCACAACACAGACACGGGCAUCAAGGGCAAGUUGACCUUCAUGAAGCUGGACCUGUCGUCUCUGGCGGCAGUGAGGGUGUUCGUCGCCGAGUUCAAGGCGUCGAAGCUCGGCCUGGACUCGCUAAUCCUUAACGCGGGCGUCAUGCACGGCUGCCGAAAGGUCACCGAGGAGGGCCUGGAAGCCAACCUCGCCGUCAACUACCUGGGCAACUUCCUUCUCACGACGCAGCUGCUGCCCCUCCUCAAGCAGUCCCCGGACGGGCGAGUGUUGUGCGUCAACUCGAGCCUGCACAAGAAGGUGGUGAUCCUUGGCGACACGUGCGAUGCGGCGAGCAUCGUACCUCUUGCCAUGGGGGCCGACGUUGUGGUCCACGAGGCCACCAACACCAUGCUACCCCCGCUUGACCAGGGCAAGACCUAUGCCGACGUCGAGGCCGAAGCCAUCAAGCACGGCCACAGCACGCCUAUGAUGGCGGCCGCCUUCGCGCAGAGGGUCGGGGCCAAGACGCUCAUCCUCAACCACUUCUCGGCGCGCUACAGGGGCGACCCGUCCGACGCGAGCGUGGCGGCGAUGCUGAGGAUCGAGCGCCAGGCGGCGAGGGCCGGGGGCUUGGAACGACACCAGGGAUGGGAUUUCCUAGAGACGUGCGGCAUUGUGAUGACGAACAUCUCGAGGGACAUGGGGUGGUUCUUGCGAGUAGGGCACGAGGUGUUCAAGCCGUUCUUAAAACUGUUCCUGAAGCACCCGAAAGCGGGAGCGUUCACGAGCGUAUUUGCUGCCACAACGCCCCAGCUCCGCAAGGGCACCGAGGAUGGGGCGCCGGGAGUGGGCGGCCUAUACAUGUCGGACUGCGCGCCCCAAGCGUUCAACCCUGCAGUAACGUGAGUGUUGUGCUACAUCAUCCGUCUUUCCUUUACUGCUAUUGUUGUUGUCCUUUAUUUUUUUUCUCCUGUUUUGUUUUGUUUUUUCGAAAUUCGUCAUCAAUCAGUCGCGUGUAUAGGUUUGUCUUGUAUUAUAGGGUGGUUUGUGGCGAUCAAACCUCGUCGAAGGAUGUUUCGUGCAAGAUAUAUCCCAGCUCUUUUGCGAGACAGUUGGGGAAAGUUGUUGUUACGGAAACGUGUUUUUGGCGGGACGCGUGCACAUAACGCGUGUUACGGCCAGGCAGAUCUACCUUAGUACGAAGUACGUAAUUACGGCCGCGUUUGGUACGGCUCUUGGAACGUUUUUUUUUUGGGGGGGGGAUUGCCCGUGACAGCGAAAAAAGGGCUGCUGAAGAGAAGGAGGACGGACGUGAAAGUGUGCUGCCCUGCCCAACAGCAGGAGCAAAUUUCGCUUGUGUCUUCUCUUUGUCGAUGUCGUGCUUGAGUGAGCUGUCAUCGCCGCCCACCCUUGUUAUGAAGGCGGUAAAAUCGGCAGUAUCACAUAGACAGCGGUGCCCUCCAUUGCCCUUACCGACGAGUAUUGUUCACUCCUUUUUCCCACCUGCACCCAACGACCUGGUCCCUUCGCAACGUAGCUUACAUGGUGCGCGCCUUCCUUCUACUUCCUUCGUUAACCCCCCCCUUCUCCCACGCACGUAUUUUGUCAAUUGUCAUUGUCUUUGUCAGCGUGGACAAGUCACGCAAGGACCUGUGGAAGCUCUCCGAGGAAUGGGUAUCCGCCGGCUCGAAGAAGAAUCGUUGAGGACAACCGCAGAUAUAUAGAUUUCCCGUUCCAAGCCUUUCUCCCGUAAAAGUUUGCGGCGCUACCAGUUUGAUGCGCCGCUCCUAGCGUGAAGGAGAGAGGUCGCGAUUAGUUGUGGGCUGUUGGUGCCCCCUGCUUGAUUUUGAUUAGUGCAGUUAUUGUCGUGAGCCAGACUACUAGCUUCAUGUGUGUUGUGCUUCUGUAGGUGGGCACAGCCGUGUGUUGGUAGCGGUUGCAGGAACAGCGUGAACAGCGUGUGUGUGUGGAGUCGUCUAGCGUGUGGUUCGGGAGUUUCCGUGAUACCACGUGGAGACAGCAGUUCCUUGGUGUGCUUACAGGUUUCGAUUUUACGAGGAAAGGAACGCACACGGAGUGGUGCUCGAGACAAAAUACGGGAUCAAAGUUGAGACGAGAGAUUUAGCGGUAUUUUCCAGUGACGGUGAUGCUAACCGGUACGUCCCCCGCGUGCCGGUGAUUUUGACCGCCUCGCUACUUGGGAGGCAGAGAGAGAAGAGGGGGGGGGGGGAACUACGCUUUGGGGGCAGCAUUCGUCGGCUCUCAGGCGUUUUGUUCAGCGCUCGGAAGAGGGGGGGGGGGCUGUCCACCGUUGGGCAGAAUUGGUCUACCCUCAGGCUGAUGAAGAGUUUGUACUUUUACGUUUUCAUCGGAUGCGGACGUGCUCCGGGUUUGUUUUGUUGUUUAUCCGUGAUCGCUCUCAACAGAAAUGUGGUUGUCUUUGUCUGAAUCGGAAACUAUUCGGGUUUUUUGUUGUGUUGGUGUGCGAGUCGUGUUGUGCGGGUCCGUUGCGUACGUACAUUCGGGGACGAAAAGAGAACGACAGAUGACUGCGUUAUCAAUCCACCGCGUUUCGGGACGU
Molecule: messenger RNA, 2979 nt
Organism: Ectocarpus sp. CCAP 1310/34
Lineage: Eukaryota; Phaeophyceae; Ectocarpales; Ectocarpaceae
Source: the annotation of a GenBank genome assembly